Molecule: messenger RNA, 1191 nt
Organism: Sorghum bicolor (sorghum)
Lineage: Eukaryota; Viridiplantae; Streptophyta; Magnoliopsida; Poales; Poaceae
Exons: 3
Coding region: 1-1191 (396 amino acids)
Molecular function (GO): zinc ion binding; nucleic acid binding
Source: RefSeq, a predicted model, not a curated record
AUGGAAGGAUGGCUCGUGCUGCAGAACUUCUAUGAAGGCCUCACGGCCAUGUGCAAGGGGCACGUCGAUGCCGUAGCUGGAGGUGCAUUCCUCUCCCUUACCAUCACUGAGGCCACAGCCCUCAUCGAGAAGAUGGUGGCUAACCAGAGUUGCGGAGAGGGCUUUCAAGAGGGACGCAAGACACAAAAAGGCAUGCAUACCGUCAAGGAGAUGGAUUUGCUUGCUGCAAAAAUAGAUAUACUCAUGAAGAGGUUGGAAGGACGUGCCACCGAUCCAGCUACCAGCACUGUCCAGGCCAUAGACUCACACAUAACGUGUGAGGACUGUGGAAAUGUUGGCCACAUGGGGAACAAUUGUCCUGAAUCCCAUGAAGAUGCUGCAUUCAUCAACAACGGGUUUCGCCAACAACAACAGCAAGAUCUUGUUCUUGGUCAGGCCAAGAUAAAUGAAAACCUUGUUAAAAAGCUUUCCUUUAAUGAUAAAAUGUUUGAAAACAUAAACACCAAGCUUGAUGGCCUGACCACCUCGUUUAAAGAACAAGUGUCUUUCAAUAAAAGAGUAAUGUCUCAGAUAGAUCAACUUGGUUCUGCUGCUAAAUCUGCUGCUGGUGUUGAAAAUGUUAGUUCGGUGACCACGAGAGGGGGUAAGACCACUCGUGAUCCACCAAACCCUAACCAUGGUACAGCUAAGACUCCGUGUCAACAAGAACAAACAUCUGCUGAGCCGGUUGAUCCUCAAGACGAAUCAUCAGAUGAGGAACCGACUCUAGAAGUUUAUGGGGACACCACGAUGCUUCCUUUCCCCACCAGGUGGAGGAAGAAGAAGAAGGACGGAGAAGAGCAAUUUCUCCGCUUUGUGGAAAUGGUCGAGAAGACAAACAUCAGCGUCCCGCUGAUGGAUGUCUUGCACAUACCAUCCUAUGCUAAGUUUAUCAAGGAUAUCAUCAACAACAAGCGACCAUUACCCUCCGCAGAAGUCGUCAAGCUGACAGUAGAGUGUAGCGCAGCUAUACUCAACCAUCUACCUGAGAAUAAGCAAGAUCCUGGGUGCCCCACAAUUACAUGCUCAAUAGGCACCCAACAUUUUGAUCAUGCCUUAUGUGAUCUUGGGGCGAGUGUGAGCGUCAUGCCGAAAUCAGUCUUUGAUAGGCUAAACUUCACCAACUUGGAACCAACCAACAUGACACUCUAG